AUGAUUCUGAGGACAACAUUUUCUCUCACAGCUUCUCGUUAUUACAGUUCUGCCACUGUGUUCCUUGCGCCACAAAAUCUCCUUGAUCUUCUUCAGCUCAGCAUUGACCUUCAUUCUCACAAACUUUCCCAACAAUGUCACUCCCAAAUCCUCGCAAAUGGCUUUUCCCAAAACGCUUUCCUCGCCACCAGGCUCAUCUCUGCAUACGCCACAUCUGGAGAGUUAACCUUGUCAAAACUCGUCUUUGACUCUGUUCAGACCAAGAACGUUUAUCUCUGGAACUCCAUCAUCAAUGGCCAUGUCAAAAAUCAUCAAUUUGUUCAAGCUAUUGUGUUGUUCCGCCGAAUGGGUCUUAGUAGUUUGUUGCCUGAUGAUUUUACACUUUCUACAAUUUCUAAAAUUUCUGGUGAGGUUAAGGACUUGGUUUUAGGGAAAUUGAUUCAUGGGAAGAGUAUGAGGAUUGGGUUUGUGUCGGAUAUUGUUCUUGCCAAUUCUGUUAUGUCAAUGUAUACUAGAUGUGGAGAGUUUGAUGAUGCGAUGAAGGUGUUUGAUGAAAUGCCUCAGAGAAAUGUUGCUUCGUUUAAUGUUAUAAUUUCUGGAUGUGCUGGCUUGGGAAAUUUUGCUUCUACUUUACACGGUGAUUUGUGGGAUUUUUUCCGAAGAAUGCAAUGUGAAGGCUAUAUGGCAGAUGCUUUUACCGUUGCUAGUCUUUUGCCUUUGUGUUCUGAUAAUGCUGGGAAGGUGGAUUAUGGGAGGGAACUUCACUGUUAUCUUGUCAAGAAUGGAUUGGAUUUGAAAAUGGUAUCGGAUGUUCAUAUAGGAUCUUCUUUGAUAGAUAUGUAUUCAAGGAGUAAUAAACUUGUUCUUAGUAGGAGAGUAUUUGAACAAAUGAAAAGUAGAAACAUAUAUGUAUGGACUGCAAUGAUUAAUGGUUGUGUACAGAAUGGAGCGCCUGAGGAUGCAUUGAUUCUUCUCCGUGAGAUGCAAAGGAAGGAUCGAAUACGACCCAAUGAAGUAUCGCUUAUUAGCGUACUUCCAGCUUGUGGCUUGCUUGCUGGAUUAAUGGGAGGGAAACAAGUCCAUGCGUUUUCAAUUAAAAUGGAGUUGAAUGAUUAUAUUUCUCUAUGUAAUGCUUUGAUUGAUAUGUAUGCCAAAUGUGGGAGUUUAGAUUACGCGAGACGGGUAUUUGGUAAUGGUUCUUAUUUCAAAGAUGCUAUCACUUGGAGUUCGAUUAUCUCGGCAUAUGGAUUACAUGGCAAAGGAGGGGAAGCUGUGACUACAUAUUACGAAAUGCUUCAGCAGGGGAUCAAACCAGACAUGAUAACAGUGGUUAGUGCUCUUUCUGCUUGUAGCAAAUCAGGAAUGGUAGAUGAAGGUAUUAGUAUAUAUAACUCCUUGACGAUGAAGUAUGAAAUGAAACCAACGGUUGAAAUCUGUGCUUGUGUGGUAGAUAUGUUAGGUCGAUCGGGCCAGCUCGAUCAAGCGUUGGAGUUCAUAAAAAAAAUGCCAAUAUAUCCCGGUCCAAGUGUUUGGGGAUCUCUUUUCACUGCCUCUGUAAUACAUGGGAAUUCAAUGACAAGAGACUUGGCUUAUAGGUGUCUCUUAGAGCUAGAACCUGAAAACCCUUCAAAUUAUAUCUCGCUUUCAAAUACGUAUGCCUCUUAUAGAAGAUGGGAUGUUGUAACUGAGGUGAGAACAAUGAUGAAAGAGAAAGGUUUAAGAAAAGUUCCAGGUAUCAGUUGGAUAACUAUGAGUGGUAAAACACAUUCUUUCACUGUUGCUGAUAAAGCACAUCCUUGUUCUAGUUCAAUCUAUGAAAUGCUUGAUGACCUUGUAUCAAUAAUGACAGAUGGAUGUACUGAUAUUGAUAUUCUAACUUGA
Lathyrus sativus (Indian pea) is the source of this 1881-nucleotide messenger RNA. Lineage: Eukaryota; Viridiplantae; Streptophyta; Magnoliopsida; Fabales; Fabaceae. The record is from the annotation of a GenBank genome assembly.